Molecule: messenger RNA, 2262 nt
Organism: Fusarium oxysporum Fo47
Lineage: Eukaryota; Fungi; Ascomycota; Sordariomycetes; Hypocreales; Nectriaceae
Exons: 11
Coding region: 1-2262 (753 amino acids)
Cellular component (GO): nucleus; ribonucleoprotein complex; cytosol
Molecular function (GO): poly(A) binding; mRNA 3'-UTR binding; poly(U) RNA binding
Source: RefSeq, a predicted model, not a curated record
AUGCAGCUUGCAGUGACAUGCAUACCUAGGUGUUCAUGGAAUAGGAUGACAAACAUGCACGCCUGGUCUGACAAGAUCUUGCAUCCUCUUCUGCGAAUCAGAGCACGAGACAUUGGGAAAAUGACCACAAGAGAGGCCGAUAUUUGUCUUCGUACUUCAGCUGGGGCCCAAGGCAUCUCUCAGCAUAUACAAGAAAAGGCUUCAGAUCCAGAGCACUUCAGCUAUCUAGUCUCAUUGCUUCUGCGUGUUUAUGACCUGGUACACAUCUACGAAACACUUACAUUAACUACACUAAAAGCCGACUUGAGGAAUCCACGCAGUCUUGGUACCCCAGAGUUCGUCAUCAUCGGCUUCUUUCAGCCUGCUUUGUCCAUCAACUGCUUGAUCAUCAUUCAAGCCCUUGAGCCAGAUUUUCACACAUCCAUCGAUUAUUCGCAUCUUGCACUGCUUUUUGCAGCCGAUCUGUUGCUUGUGAGCCCAACCAAGUCCGGGCCUUCAUCAUCACCAAAUGACAAAUCGUCUGACACCUGCAUAGAUAUCUCAGUCAUACAUUCUCAUUCAAUGGCGACCAUGGAACCGACCACUGGUGUAGCACCUUUCCUCUCCAACCAGCCUGAUAGGCGACCUCAGCAUCUCGCUAUACCUGCCUCUACCGAUCACAAUGCUUUGUUGGGCCACUUUCAGGGGUUGAGCCUUACGGGCAUGACUUUGCCUGCUCCCCAGGGUGCUCCCGUUCCCAUGCCACCACCCUACAUGGUUUCUCCCGAUGGACUCAUUCUUGCCUCCAUGCCAGGUUCACAGUCAGUUGCCAUUAACCACCCAAAUGAAUCGACCUAUCCUGGUUACCAGAUGAAUGGAGCCUAUGCCAACCCAUAUGCUCUAUCCGGUCCGCUCGUCCCCUUCACUCCUGCUCGCGCCAAUGCUGGACAUCCUCGCGGUGAUCGAACUCAGUCCGAAGUUCCUGGCUUGGAGAACCGCCGCGGCUCCUACUCGACCACAGAAUCCGCGCCUGCUACCCCCUUCUACGGGAGCUGGCCAAAUCGUGAGCAUGGUCCACGAGUUCACAGCGAUCGAUCAGCGUACACAACUCCUUCUCCCCAUCAACUCCUCGGCUCUCACCACGUCGAAGCUACGACUAAGACAAAGCCUUCUCCAGUGUCUGAUCACGUCCUGGAUGAGAUUUUGGCAAAGGAACCUGCCAUCCCUACGGCAGUUCCUGCAGUUUUCACUCCUGCAGGUCAGAUGAAGAGCCUUGAACAAAGCCUCGAAAAUCGAAUCCCUGGCAACCGCAAUGUCUAUAUCCGUGGCCUUUACCCGACCACCGAUGAUCAAACCCUCUAUCAAUUCACUUCCCGUUUUGGUGAAGUCGAGACUUCCAAAGCUAUCAUCGAUACUGCCACCGGUGCGUGCAAAGGAUUUGGCUUCGCAAAGUUCUUUGACGUUGCUCAUUCUGAGAUGUGCAUUCGCGGAUUCCAUCGUCUUGGAUACGAAGUCGGCUUUGCUAGGGCAUGUUCCCCAAACCCAUGGAUGAGUGUUGAGAAGGGUAAACUGACAUUUGUUCAGGAGUCUUUCAACUCUCGUCUCAAGGCUGAGGGCGACGACGACUCUACCAACCUGUACAUCUCGAAUCUUCCUAAGUCUCUGACAGAGGUGGAACUUGGCGCCAUUUUCAGGGAUUAUACCAUCUUGUCCAGCAAGAUCCUUCGCGAUAGUAUGGGGAAUAGCCGUGGUGUCGGUUUCGCUCGCUUUGAGAACCGAGACAUUUGCGAUGAUGUUAUCGAGAGGUUCCAUGGUUCGAGUGUUGGUGAUGAAGGACUUCUCAUGAACAUUCGCUACGCUGACACUCCAGCUCAGAAGGAGUUGAAGCGAGUCACCGCUGAGCGUCGCCAGUUCCGAACGAACGAGUACAACAUCGGAGCCUACGGCACUCCCCUCGUCGGCUAUGGUGGCUCCAUGUACCCUUACCACGCCCAGAACCGACGAGCAGCCAUCCCUAUCACCCGGCUUCCCAUGCCCCCGGCUCCAUCUGUGUCCGAUACCAACAAUGAGACUCGACGCCUGGCUUCUCAGCGUCAAUCCAUUGGGACGGCUGCUAUCGGGAGCACCGAUGAAGUGAUUUCCACACCCGCACCAUCUGAAUGCGACGAGAACGCCACCGUUCACGUAGAUGCAAUGGUGGCUGGCUCAUCCUUCGAUGCGUCCCCUUCAAUCAAGAAGGACAUCAAGAAGGACGUAAAGAGGGAGAUCCAGAAGGAGGUCUAA